Zalophus californianus (California sea lion) is the source of this 2550-nucleotide messenger RNA. Its product is annotated as long-chain-fatty-acid--CoA ligase ACSBG2-like. Gene Ontology annotation, cellular component: membrane; endoplasmic reticulum. Bases 309 to 2384 code for a protein of 691 amino acids. The transcript has 16 exons. Gene Ontology annotation, molecular function: long-chain fatty acid-CoA ligase activity. Lineage: Eukaryota; Metazoa; Chordata; Mammalia; Carnivora; Otariidae. The record is from RefSeq and is a predicted model, not a curated record.
GGCUGUUGGGGAGGAAUACCGCGUCCACCUUUCUGCCUCUUGUCACCACUACUAUCCUGGUUGGAUCCUGACGGUGACGAGGUCUGGGAAGGUGAAGCACAUGUCCAGAUUUCCAGGAGAGGCAAUUUGUUUAUCAUCUUUGUGGAAGAAGAAAACACUCUGAGUGCCCAGAUGUCUCAGCAACCAAUGCCGUGCCAUGAUGGCCAGGACUCAUGACAAGUGACAGUGUGCUGUGAAGCAUGGUGUCUCUGGACCUGAAAGGGCUGAAAACCCCAUGACUCGUGGAGAUUAAGAACCCUGAAGGAGACAUGAGUAAAAACAAAGGGGUCAACCAUUUCACACCCUUAAAGAAGGUGAGGGAUGAAGGGAAACAAACUGGUUUUGAGUCAGCCCCUUUGCCAGUUCCACUUACUCCUGGGCUGUGGACCAUUCAUCGAGAUGGAGAAGUCCUUCUGAGGCUAUCAAAACAUGGGCCAGGCCACGAGACCCCAGUAACCAUCCCUGAAUUUUUUCGGGAGUCAGUCAACCGAUUUGGGACAUAUCCAGCCCUUGCAACAAAGAACAGUGAGCAGUGGGAAGUUCUGAAUUUCAACCAGUACUAUGAGGCUUGCCGGAAGGCUGCAAGAGCCAUGAUCAAGCUGGGCCUGCAGCGUUUCCACGGAGUUGGCAUCCUGGGGUUUAACUCCAUUGAGUGGUUUAUUGCUUCCCUUGGAUCCAUCUUAGCAGGGGGUCUUUGCGUUGGUAUUUAUGCUACCAACUCUGCGGAGGCUUGUCAGCACGUCAUUACUCAUGCCAAAGUGAACAUCCUGCUGGUUGAGGAUGACCUACAGUUAAAGAAAAUCCUUUCGAUUCCGCAGGGCAAGAUGGAGACCCUAAAGGUGAUCAUCCAGUACAAGCUGCCAAUGAAGGAGAGCAAUAAUAACCUGUACUCUUGGAAGGAUUUCAUGGAACUCGGCAACAGCAUCCCCGAUUCCCAGCUGGACGAGAUCAUGGAAAGCCAGAGGGCUAAUCAGUGCGCUAUGAUCAUCUACACUUCUGGGACCUUAGGCAAUCCCAAGGGAGUGAUGCUUAGCCAUGACAAUGUCACGUGGACAGCGAGCACAGUGGCAAGGAACAGUGGCCUGUCUUGCGCCUCAGAAAAGCAGGAGGUGGUGGUCAGCUACCUUCCCCUCAGCCACAUUACAGCUCAAAUGAUGGAUAUCUGGAUACCCAUGAAGAUCGGAGCUUUCACCUACUUUGCUCAAUCAGACGCUCUCAAAGGUACCCUGAUCAACACCCUGCAGGAAGUAAAGCCUACCGCCUUCUUGGGGGUGCCCCGAAUUUGGGAGAAGAUGCAGGAGAUGAUCAAAGAAAAUGGUAUCAAAUUCUCAAGCUUGAGGAAGAAGGUGUUUUCAUGGGGAAGAGUUAUUGGCUUAAAGGUCCAUACAAAAAGGAUGUUGGGGAUACAUGACACUCCCAUGAGCUACCGCAUGGCGAAGUCCCUCGUGUUCAGCAAAGUCAGGAGUGACCUUGGCCUUGAUUACUGCCACUUUUCUAUCAGCGGGGCUGCGCCUCUCGACCAGGAGACAUCUGAGUUCUUCCUAAGCCUGGACUUGCUGAUAAGCGAGAUAUAUGGUAUGACUGAAAGCACAGGACCCCACACCAUACCCAGCCAGAAUAACUACAAGAUUCACAGCCCUGGUUUCCCCCUCCCACUCCCUGGCAGCUGUGGCAAAAUCAUGGCUGGGUGUAAGAACAUGCUGUACCAGCAGAGCAAAGAAGGCAUCGGGGAGAUCUGCAUCUGGGGUCGGCACGUCUUCAUGGGCUAUCUGGAAAUGGAAGACGAGACCACGGAGGUCAUCGAUGAGGAAGGCUGGCUACACACCGGGGACCUGGGCCACAUGGACAACCAGGGCUUCCUCUAUAUCACAGGCCGCAUCAAAGAAAUCCUUGUCAUGGCCGGCGGUGAGAACGUGGCCCCUAUUCCCAUUGAGAACUUGGUUAAAGAGAAGAUUCCCAUAAUCAGUAAUGCCCUGUUAGUGGGAGAUAGGGCAAAGUUUCUGAGCAUCCUGCUGACGCUGAAGUGUGAGGUCGACGAGAUGAACGGAGAGCCACUGGACAAGUUAAGCUUGGAGGCCAUCCACUUCUGCCGGAACCUGGGAAGCCAUGUGUCCACCGUCUCUGAGAUUUUGGAGCUGAAGGACCCCCUGGUCUAUAGGGCCAUCCAGCAAGGCAUAGAUGCUGUGAAUCAGGAAGCCAUUUCCAAUGCACAGAGGAUCCAUAAGUGGGUCAUCCUGGAGAAGGACUUUUCUGUCCAAAAUGGAGAGAUGGGUCCAGCGACAAAGAUUCGGAGACAUUUUGUCACCCAGAAAUACAAAAAGCAAAUUGAAAAAUUCUACCACUGACUUCUCUGGUGGAGCUGCUCUUGGCUGUCCCAACGAGGACUGACUGAGACAUCAGAAAGAAAAGCCUUCACAAGUUUGAAGAAGUGGGUCCCCAAAUCAACUGGUCUUCCUGGAAGCAACUUGGAAACCCUCCCAACAAGUUCUGAUAAUAAAGCACUUCAGCAUC